AUGGCAGCCAGUGAGGCGGAUGCCACUGCGGUGGCGGAUCUACUCAACAAUGCGCAGCUCGAGUCAGACAAGGCUGAACGCGUGCUCGCGCUGCAACAGAUCGAGGAGCUCCUGCUCAAGAAGUCACCCGAGCUGCUCGACAACUUUUUUGAGGAGAUUCUGAACUUUCAGCUCGAUUCGGCGCCUGACGUGCGAAAGCAGCUGGUGGACUUUGUGGAACGAGCAGCAUUGAUUGAUGCGGGUUUGAUUCCGCGCAUGGUGGAUAGCCUCACCUACUUGUAUAAUGACACCAACAGUGGCGUGGUCAAGCGGGCUUUACAGGCGGCCGCGUGCUUGGUUAAGCACUGCUUGCAAGAAGCUUGCGAUCACAGCCGAGGUGGUGGUCGCGUCACGCAGGAUACCUGGGAGAGCACGAUGCGCAUCGUGGAUGCAGGACUGCAACAGCGUGCUGCAGCCAAUGAGGGCGUCAAAGCCGCCUGCAUGAAGCUGAUGGAAACUUGCGUCUUGCUUUUCUCGAACCGUACUCAAGACACUCAAAAGAAGUCACAGGAUGACCCCUCCCUCGACCUUGUCUCCGGAGCCCACCACUACCUCGACCCUCAAGUACUGCAGGAGAAGGGCCGUACCCUGUUUUCUACCCUGGUUGCGCUAGGCCAGAGCCAUGACAUCAAGAAUACCAGUAUGACGGUUGUCAUCAGUACCCUUGUCAGCAUCAUGCGUCAACGGCCACAAUUCAUGCACCAAGGCAUUCCUUUCUUGCAAGAGUUGGCCAAACAGCCGCCCAAGCACUUUAAAGAGAGCACGGUGAAGAGUUUAAACAGAACGCUCAAGACUCAGCUUCUGAUUAUUUUGAAGCACGAUGCGUCACUUGCCUUCCAUGAGCAGCUUAUUCCCUUACUCAAAGGGCUCGGCGCCCAAUCACACGAGUACCGCAAAUUCGACCGUCGUGCCGAAGCACGGGAGCAGGGUCUACAGGCUACGGCUGUGCCCGUGGCCCAGGACCCCGCCAGUGAAACAGGCACCGCAACCGGUGAACCCCCGGCCAAAUUGGCUAAACACACGUCGCCGUAUUUGGAGGAGAGCUAUCUGAUCAAGCAUUUGCGUCCUGAACAACUAGCCGAGUUGAUUUUGCAAAGCUUGGCUCUGGCAGACAUGCCCCAGCAAAUGCCGGCCUGGCUCGAGGACGAUGGACAAGCCACAACUGGCAUCUCGGCUCGCGCUCAACGAGUGGCUGGCCGAGGCGGCGAUGCUGAAGCUCAAAUGUCCAGUUUGCAUGCCGCACCGGCGUUGCCCGACGUCAAGCCGAGCGAAGUGCCAACGCCACAGCCAAGCACUCGAACCAAAUCGCGCAGGUCUCGACUCGAUCGAUUCAAGGUCAAGGCUGAACCCAUCAAUGCGGGUCGAGCCCGAACGUUGAUCACACAGUGUUUUGAGCGAUUGCUAGCUGCAGAGCCCCAAAUGAAGACAAGCGAGUCUCGCCAAGCAUACCAUCAUGCACUCUGCGCCAUGGUCAUCGCUGACUACUACAACGCCACAGAAGAGGUUCUGGGACAACUCAAGGCCAAUGUCGACGCCAGCGACAGUCCGAGUAUCAAGACGGAAGCCAUGGAUACAGCAACCGAUGAACCAGAGGCCGUCAGCGCCACGCCACGCAAGCCCCUGCGGUUAUCGCCAUUUCAAGAGCUGUUUCUGGAGCACGUGGCUGAGGAGCCUCUGGCGCGCAUGGAUCUGUCAAUAACCCUUAUGUAUCGACUCUGGGCGAACAGCGCAUCCUCAAGCGUGGAGGAUGCCGAAGAUCAUUUGGCGCAGUACGAUUUCUUGGCUGCCAAAAUUCUUGUCUCCAUCAUCCCAGGACUCGAGGUCAAAGAUCACAACCUUAUUAAACUCUUCCUUGAAACGCCCUGUCUGAGCCCAACAGUGGUUGAGAUUUUGGGUUCCUGCUGCAAGGACGUGAAUCGGACUGAGGUGGCCAUGGUGGGCCUGCGACAGUUGCUUCAACUUCGACCAGGGGCGCGUCCUGCCUUGUUUGCUUUGCUGCGGGAAUUGGUCUCCAGUGAGCACGAGGCCGUGCAAAUUGCGGCUAUUCAAGCCUGUCAGAAACUCAUCAAGCUGGAAUUUGCACAGGAGACGCUGGUGCAGAUUGCUGGUGAUCUCUUCAAUGCUGGGCUGAAAGCAGUCGAAGAGCAGGCCACGGAAACCGACUCGAGCCUGGCCAUCAUGACCAGCCAUGGCCGAUUGCUCCUUGCGUUGCUCCCGCACCAUCCAAAACUGCUCCGUGUGCUUGUCUCUGCCUGGGAAGAUGCUGCCAGCCCCGUCAAGAAAGUCAUGAUGAAUCUUCUUGAGGAACCGCUGCAAACAAUUGGCUCAGGUCACGAGGAACUCUUGCGGGAAGUCCAAGUUAUUGCCGAAGAAGGUCACAAAACCAUUGCCCUCCUGUGCCUACGCUUCAUGUGCCACUUUGGCGUUGGGUUGUCUGCCAUCGAAAUUGCCGUCAAGCUUGCGCUGCCUCGUCUUGAGGAGCUGCUGCCAGUCUUGCUGACCUUGCCACCCGCUGCCCUCCGCGAUGCCAUUCUGCGCAUGACACAAGCUGGGCCGACACAUCGCGAAUCACGCCUACUUCCCGUGCGUGGCCUCGUAUCCAAGUCUAGUCGUAUUAGCUUUAGCCCAAUUGUGCAAGUGGCAGUUGAUAUCUGCUUGAGCAACGGCGAGGACGGUUAUCAUAGCAUGACCGGCAUCUAUACCAUGGAGGUGCUGGUGACGGCGUUGCAGCGAAUCUGUAACAUGUCACCCAUCCCCCUGCUGCUCUUCCACACCGCCUCGCGCACUUUGCGCAAUUAUCCCAAUCUCACAGAUUUUAUUGUUGACAACGUCUUGGCCAAGCUCUUGCACAAGCAGGUGUGGAAGACGAAUGGCAUGUGGGCGCCGCUCAAGAAUCUGAUACACACGUGCCAACCCAAAUCGUUUGAGUUGCUGCGCCUCCUGCCUUUGGCACAACUUGACCGACUCCUGAAGGAAUUGCCGGAGCUGCGCGGGGCUUUUUUUGUCUUUGCGCGCGCCAUGCCCACGGCCGUGGCUAAUGCUUAUCCUCGCAAGCACAAACAAUGGCUGUCCUUGCAACUCAAGAACGCCGAUGCAGCCGGUGCGACCGCGGGGGCAGACUCGAACGCGCCAGAGUCACAGCCAGAAACCGAUCCAAUGGAGGAUUUGACUGCACCGCCCCCAGAUUUGGAUUUGGACAGCGACGAAGACUUUGAAGCCCCACCCGAGUCUGGUCGGGAUUCAAGGCUUCUCUUGGAAGGCGAUGCCGCUGCUCCCAACGAGUCACCUAAGGAGACUGAGCAGGACGACGACGAUGACGACGAUGGUGACGCACCGUACAUGCCGUCAUAGAGCUUGAGCUGUCGAAUACACACCGGACAAGCCCUCUGACCCAUAGUUCAGGACAGGGAAUUGAUUCAAAUUGAA
Monosiga brevicollis MX1 is the source of this 3465-nucleotide messenger RNA. RefSeq lists its product as uncharacterized. The record is from RefSeq and is a predicted model, not a curated record. Gene Ontology annotation, cellular component: mRNA cleavage and polyadenylation specificity factor complex. The transcript is spliced from 25 exons. The coding region runs from base 1 to 3390 and encodes 1129 amino acids. Lineage: Eukaryota; Choanoflagellata; Craspedida; Salpingoecidae.